Trichoplusia ni (cabbage looper) is the source of this 2098-nucleotide messenger RNA. It is a transcript of the gene Acsf3, whose product is annotated as acyl-CoA synthetase family member 3, mitochondrial. The record is from RefSeq and is a predicted model, not a curated record. Gene Ontology annotation, biological process: fatty acid metabolic process. The transcript has 9 exons. Gene Ontology annotation, molecular function: medium-chain fatty acid-CoA ligase activity. Lineage: Eukaryota; Metazoa; Arthropoda; Insecta; Lepidoptera; Noctuidae. Bases 123 to 2066 code for a protein of 647 amino acids.
UCAUUUCAAAAAUAACCUUUAACUCCGCACUUCACCUUAUCUUUUUAUAAAAAUAUCUUAAUAAUAAGCAAGUAAAGUAGUAUUGUUCCUAUGGUGGGAGCGUAAACACUUACAAUACCUUUAUGAAUACAGUCAUCAAAAGCUUCUCAAACAUGGAGGUGAGCUGCCGUGCCGCAAGGAUCUUAAACCGGCUUCUCCGGAAACCAAUCGGUGUUACAUCUUAUAGAAAUAUCACUGGCACAGCUGUAAAAGAGGAUGUUAACACAGAGCUGCUGACUGUAUUCAACCGUGACAUAAAAGAUGGUGGAGUAGUGCCAGUAUUCCGCAGAGCUCUACUCUUCCCGACUAGAGUGGCGCUACAAGAUGAGCUCGGUAUAUACACGUACGCCGGCCUGCAUCAGGCGGCCACAGUGCUGGCACAGGAGAUCGCGGCGCAGCUGGUUGGCGAGACAGAGAAGACGAUAGCUUACAUGUGUAAUAAUGACGCGUCACACGUUAUAGUGCAGUGGGCCAUCUGGAUGACUGGCAACAUCGCGGUCCCCUUAACCCCCCUCCACCCACCAGACAUGCUUAAAUACUACCUGACGGACAGUACCUCAAGCCUGGUCAUCUGCACCCAGGAGUACGAGAAGGUCCUCAGACCGAUCACCUUAGAGAUGCACAAGCCGCUUCUAAUAACUGGCAGGGAUAAGGAGUUGACCGCACAGCUGUACCAACCGAACUCCGCCUUCUUCAAGCCCAAGGCUGAUGAUAACCUGACCGAUUUCGGGAGGACGAACUCUUGGUACGGGAAUAAUGAUGCUCUGAUUAUUUAUACCAGUGGGACCACAAGCAAGCCUAAGGGUGUGAUCUGGAGCCACAGCAUGCUGCAGACUCAGAUAUCGUCGCUCCACUCCGCCUGGCAGUACUCCGCUAACGACGUAGUACUGCACACGUUGCCCCUACAUCAUAUACAUGGACAACUCAACUCCUUGAACGCGUCGCUCGCUGCGGGAGCAAGACUACGAAUGCUCCCAUCAUUCGUGUCUCACAGCGUGUGGUCCCGUCUCCUGGGCAUGGGCGAGCGAGACGAGACCAAAGUGACGGUGUUCCACGGAGUUCCGGCGAUGUACGCGCGCCUGGUCGCCGACCAUGAGAGGAUGUUCGCGGACUCCAAGACCAAGGAGUACGUGAGGACCACGCUAGCCUCGAGGAUGAGGCUCAUGUGCGCAGGCUCCGCGCCGCUGCCUGCUACGCUGUUCUUGAAGUGGGAGGAGAUAUCCGGCAUGCGUUUGCUGGAACGUUUCGGUAUGUCGGAAGUGGGCAUGGCCCUGAGCAACCCGUACAAGCCGGCGGAGGCCCGCGCGGUGGGCUGCGUGGGGCUGCCGCUGCCCGGCGUGGCCGCGCGCGUGGCCAGCGUCCGCGAGGACACCGGCGAGAUAGAGCCUGUCGUCACUGUCGAGACUCCGCUGCCCGAGACACAGAUAUGCCUGGACCGCCUGGGCCUAUCUUCCAAGGACUUCUUCGUAGAAUCAGAAAACUUCGAGUGGAAAGAGCCGAAGGUCACCAUACACAAGGAGGUCAGCGACGGCGUAUAUCAGGGAGAACUGCUCAUUAAGGGGCCAGCUGUUUUCAGCAGAUACUUAAACCGAGUACCAAAGUUAGACGAAUCAGACUUCACGAAGGACGGCUGGUUCCGCACAGGCGACACAGCGGCGUACCAAGACGGCAAGUUCAAGAUCCUGGGCAGAACCUCCAUCGACAUUAUAAAGACUGGCGGCUACAAAGUCAGCGCUUUACAAGUCGAGUCCGCCAUCUUGGACCACCCUAGUAUAGCCGACGUUGCCAUCUUAGGCGUCGAAGACGAAAACUACGGAGAAAUCAUAUCAGCUGUUGUCGUAAUCAAAGAUGAAGCGAAACUAACUCUUCAAGAGCUUAAAGAAUCAGCGGGCAAGAAGCUAGCACCGUACCAAUUACCCAAGACAAUGUUGAUCGUUGAUCAAAUGCCGAGAAACGCGAUGGGCAAACUGGACAAGAAAGAAAUUCGGAAAGUCUUCGGAAAACAAUUGUUGUUAAAAAAGAAAUAAGAUCGGUUAUUAAACGUUAAGUUUUAUGGUUA